Molecule: messenger RNA, 1422 nt
Organism: Penicillium diatomitis
Lineage: Eukaryota; Fungi; Ascomycota; Eurotiomycetes; Eurotiales; Aspergillaceae
Product: putative exopolyphosphatase
Exons: 1
Coding region: 1-1422 (473 amino acids)
Cellular component (GO): cytoplasm
Molecular function (GO): exopolyphosphatase activity
Source: RefSeq, a predicted model, not a curated record
AUGACUCUUCUUCAAUUCCUUCGACAAGCUCGUCAGCUUCAUCUUCAAUUCCUUGCCGGCGCAUUAUCCGAACCCCCAGUUUAUGUCCUCGGCAAUACGUCCGCAGACCUGGACUCGAUCAUCUCCGCGAUUGUCUUCUCCUACUGCGCCCACAAUCGCCUCCCAUCGAACGCUCCACGAUCGUACAUCCCCCUGGUCAACCUCGCGAAUGUGCCCUCCGGCCCUGAACUCUACCGACUGCGACCGGAGUUCGUCACGGCGCUAUGGCUCUCAACCAAUUUCCCUCCUCUUCCGUCCGAAGAGCCCUUCGACAACACCUCUCAGUCCGCGAGCAAAUUCUUGAGCGAGCAUCUGGUCACGGUCGCGGAUUUCGCUCAGACUGUGACGGGCCAGCACUCCUCCUCACCCUCCGAGACGCAAAUACAGGCUGACACAGUCAUGGUGGACUGGAACGCCAUGCCGCAGCGCCUCGACAGUGGACCAGGGUACGGCUCGAUCAGCGGACUCGAUGGCGUGACCUUUGGGACGGUGGGUUGCAUUGAUCACCAUGUCGACGAGGGUUUCGUGCCACAAUUGGAAAUCAACUCAGCAGAGUAUCCGUGCGUCAUCGAACCGGGCCCGGGAUCAUGCUCGUCGCUUGUCACGCGUGAGCUGCGGACACGUGGGCUGUGGAGCGGGAGUAACUCGCACCAAGUAUCUGAGGCCGAGUGGGCACAGGUUGCCAAGCUCACGCUGGCUCCUAUCCUGAUCGAUACAUCCAAUUUGACUGCAGAGGGCAAAGUGAAGGAAGUGGACAUUCAAUCCGUGGACUUUCUACGAGACAUGGUUUCCCGCGCGAAUGGUGGGGUCGGCGCUGAAUGGGACAUGGUCGCUUUCUACGAAAAGAUUCACAAGGCGAAAGCUGAAAGUUUGAACUUGUUGACUCCGGCGGAAAUCUUAGACCGCGAUUACAAGGAAUGGGUGGAGAAGACGCAUCGUUCAGGGACAACGAUCAAGCUAGGCUUUUGCUGCUCGGUGAGGCCGCUGCGAUGGAUCAUUCAGAAGGCGGGUGGACCGCAGCAAUUCAUGGAGGUGGUACGCCAAUUCGCGCAAGACCGUGAAAAGGAACUGGACCUGGUGGUUGUCAUGACAUCUUUCUCCUCGUCCAAGGGUGAACAUACUCGGGAGUUGUUCGUCAGUGCGUCGCAGGAGAAGGGCCUUCCUAUUGAUGGUGCGCAGAAUUUUGCCGAGGAAUCUACCUCUCUCGGUCUGACCGAGUGGACUUCUCUUGAUGGGGAGUCGGUAGAUGUGGCUGAUGACGAGAUCCGGAAAGUGCUGAAUGGCACCUCUGGCGGUUGGAGACAGCUGUGGUUGCAAAAGAAUGCCACCGCCAGCAGGAAACGUGUCGCGCCCCUGCUGCGUGAGGCAUUAACUCGGUUGUAG